Messenger RNA from Striga asiatica, 1327 nucleotides. The record is from the annotation of a GenBank genome assembly. NCBI's taxonomy places the organism in Eukaryota, Viridiplantae, Streptophyta, Magnoliopsida, Lamiales, Orobanchaceae.
UGAAUUCACUACUCAGUGACAGUGGGACCCAUCUCACGCGGAAAUUACUUUUUACCCUUCACUUGAUUCAAACGACUGUGAUUUUUACCCUCAAAUCCCCCAGCUGUUCAAAAUUAAACAAAAACCACCAAAUCUUCCCAAAAAAAAAAAAACUCAACUGGAUCACAGCGAAGCUCACCUUAAAUGGCGUCUCCGACACCGCCGAUCGCUCUUUUCGUGUCGCUUCUCUUCGUAAUCUCUUCUGUGGCGUCCGGAGACAAUACGAACCACGUGUACUCUCCGUGCGGCGACGCGACGGUGCAGAGGUCCGACGGCUUCACCUUCGGGAUCGCGUUCGCAUCGAGGCCGGCGUUCUUCUCCGGAAACUACCAGCUGUCUCCCUGUGACCACCGGCUGUCGCUCGCCACUGCCAACUCUCAGGUCGCCGUCUUCCGCCCUAAGGUCGACGAGAUCUCGCUGCUCACCGUCAACACCUCCAACUUCUUCCCGUGUAAAAUGUUAUUGACAAAAUCCUUAAAUGAAGAAAAGGUGGCAACUGCUUGCAAAAUCCCCAAAUCUAGAAAUAUUAGGUUGCAGCUUUAUGCAUAUGAAAAUAACAUUGCCGGGACACUGAAAUUGUGGUUGACCAGCAGUGAGGGUAAUUUCGCUGGUAAUAAAUCAAAGAAAGUUGGAAAUGUUUUUGCGGACAAGGACUCUUACGGAGGCUAUAUGGUGGCAUUUGCUGGCCGAAGAUAUGCUGCCCGAUCGAUUCCUGCCUUUGUUGCAAACAGUACAUUUAUAGUCACCAGUUUUACCUUGGUUCAAGAAUUUAGAAAAGGGAGGCUGCAAAACUUGUUCUGGAAAAGAGACGGUUGUGCUGCUUGCUCGGGCAGGUCGAAUUUCGUCUGCCUCAACAAUCAAGACUGCGCCAUCCGAUCCAGUAACUGCAGGAAUCAUGGUGGGUCCGUAGAUUGCAGCCUCGGGAUACAGCUGGCGUUUUCCGGAACUGACAAGCACGAGUCCGUUUUCAACUCGUGGUAUGAGGUUAAAAAUCUCCGCCAGUAUUCGCUCUACGGCCUUUAUUCCAAUCUCAGGGACUCUCUCACCAGCCAAUACAACAGAUUUUUCUAACUAAAAUCAUCUUCCUGGUAAUUCCCUGUUUCGAGUUUAUCUUACCAAGUUUCACCUUGUGUUGNUUAGGUACGAUGAUCUGAAGUUGAGUUCGGUUAAUUAUUCACUUUAUAUUUUUCACUGGAAGAAAAACGUGUAAGAAUCGUUCAAGAGUAUUCAGAUGAGGUUCUCUGUUACGUUUCGUCAUUUCGCUUUCAUCCCAUACUUGAACAUAUUA